This is a messenger RNA of Chelmon rostratus (copperband butterflyfish), 1509 nucleotides long. RefSeq names its product solute carrier family 2 member 11, like (gene slc2a11l). Gene Ontology annotation, biological process: monosaccharide transmembrane transport. Bases 1 to 1509 code for a protein of 502 amino acids. The transcript is spliced from 12 exons. The record is from RefSeq and is a predicted model, not a curated record. Gene Ontology annotation, cellular component: membrane. Lineage: Eukaryota; Metazoa; Chordata; Actinopteri; Chaetodontiformes; Chaetodontidae. Gene Ontology annotation, molecular function: hexose transmembrane transporter activity.
AUGGCACAGUAUUUCACUCUCCUGCUCAACUGUCCUGUUGUAAUUGCUGCCAUUUGUGUGGCUGGCAUUGGUGGGACAUUUCAAUAUGGAUUCAGUGUAUCUGUGAUGACUUCCCCGUCUGCUUUUAUAAAGGAGCUGGUGAACAAAACAUGUCAGCAGAGAUACAGUGUCUCCUUGGAUGAGUGGCAGCUUUCUCUCAUCUGGUCCUUCACUGUGUCCGUUUUCUGCAUCGGGGGCUUGGUGGGGUCACUGGUGGGCGCGUCACUGGUCACAAAAUUUGGAAGGAAACAAUGCCUUUUGUUUAAUAAUUUCUUGGCUAUAAUUGGAGCGCUGUUGAUGAUCUUGAGCCAAACAGCAAUGUCCUUUGAGAUGAUCAUGGUGGGACGACUUCUCUAUGGCAUUAAUGCAGGAGUCGGUCUCACAGUUCAAAGCAUGUACCUUGUUGAAUGUGCCCCCAAGAGGCUGCGAGGGAUGGUGGGCGUGACCAUCGCUACCUUCAUCUCCUUUGGGAAGUUCAGUGGUCAGCUGCUGGGGAUCAGUGAGUUGCUUGGUACACAGGAGAGGUGGCCCUGGCUGCUUGGUUUCAAUGGUUUCACUUCGUUACUCCAGCUCUCCACCCUGCCAUUCCUGCCAGAGUCUCCCAGGUUCCUGCUGCUGGACAGAGGAGACCGCCGGGCCUGUGAGGAAGCUUUAAGGACGCUAUGGGGCAACAAGGACCACAGCGUUGAGGUGGAGGAGAUGCUGGAGGAGAAAGCUGCUUUGCAGAGUGUUCGAAACCACUCAGUGAUGGAGCUGAUUCGGAGCCAAGCACUGCGCUGGCAGAUCCUCACCAUCCUCGUUACCUUCACCACACUGCAGCUCUGUGGCAUCAAUGCCGUGUACUUUUAUUCUUUUGAAGUGUUUCGUGCUGCAGGAAUCCAAGAGGACCAGUUGAGUUACACGGCCUUAGGAACAGGUCUGUGUGAGCUGUUCACCUCUUUCGCCUGUUUCAUGAUUAUUGAGAAUACAGGCAAAAAGGCCCUGCUGUUCAGAGGAUACAUGGGGAUGUCUGCAAUACUGAUCCUCCUCACCGUCACUCUGUACCUGCAGAGUAAGGUCUCCUGGAUGUCGUACUGCAGCAUGGGUCUCAUUUUCAUCUUCAUUUUCUUUUUUUCCAGUGGACCAGCUGGAGCGACAUCUCCUCUUCCAGGAGAAUUAUUUACGCAGUCAUUCAAAUCUGCUGCAUUCAUCAUCGGCUGCACUCUCAACUGGUGCGGCCUGUUUGUGGUGGGGAUGCUCUUCCCUGUCUUAGUUGAGAAGCUGGAUUACUUUUGUUUUCUCCUAUUCCUGUUUUUCUGCGGCGGCUGUGGGCUCUACGUGAGGUUCAACAUCCCUGAGAUCGAGAAUAAGACAGCGCUGGAGAUUGCAGCAGAGUUUCAGAAGAUGCACUGCAAAUCUGAAGAAUCACAAAGGGAAAAAGGCACUGAGCUGAAGCUCAACAGUGGCAAAACAUACGAGACCAAAUUCUGA